UAGAGUGGAGGACAGAGACAGGGAAGAUGGCGGCGCAGGAGACCGAAGCAGCACAGCAAUCCAGCGUAAGCAACGGCGAGGUGAGCAGUAAUGGUGCGGCUGCUUCAGGCCAGGUUGCGCAGACGGAUGCGGCUGCGCAGAACCCGCAGCAGCAGCAACCUAACGCCUGGCAAGUCAUUAAGGGCGUCCUUUUCAGGAUCUUGAUUAUAUGGGCCAUCAGCAGCUGGUUCCGCAGAGGGCCGUCGACCCCUGACCCCAGCACUCCUGCAGGUGCUCCCCGGGUGCCCAGCCGCAACCUCUUCCCCAAGGACACCCUUAUGGAUCUUUAUGUGUAUUUAUCUGAAAAUGAGGCAUUUUCAGACUUCAACAGAACAGAAGCCCUGUUCUGGUUUCAGCGGGACCUGGUCUAUGGAGACUGGACCACAGGAGACGCAGGAGACGGCUGCUAUGAGCAUUACCUAGAACUUGACACACCGGAGAGUGUGCAGCAGAACAGCUCGCUAUACAUCCAUGUGUAUUUCACAAAGAGUGGCUUCCAUCCAGAUCCAAAACGCAAAGGCCAGUAUCGCAGGCUAGCCACCGUCCAUGCUACACGGAUGUUGAACAAGUUCAAGCGUAGGAAGUUUCUGAAGACGAAGAACUUGCUGACAGGGGAGACCGAAGCUGAUCCUGAGAUGAUUAAGCGGGCAGAAAGUCAUGGCCCAGUGGAGAUCAUUUCUCACUGGCAUCCCAACCUGACUAUCAACAUGGUUGAUGAUCACACAGCCUGGGUGAAAGGCUCGGUGCCCCCUCCGCUCGACCAGCAUGUCAAGUUUGACGCAGUGAGUGGUGACUACUACCCCAUCGUUUACUUCAACGAUUACUGGAACCUGCAGAAGGACUACUACCCCGUAAACGAGACUCUAAAAAAGCUGCCCCUGCGCCUCACCUACUGCCCGCUCUCUCUGUGGCGCUGGCAGUUAUACGCAGCUCAGAACGCCCGUUCGCCCUGGAACUUCCUGAGCGAGGACACGUACGAGCAGUCCGAUGAGGAUCAGGAUUCUGUGAAGGUGGCACUGCUGGAGACUAAUCCCUACCUUCUGGGCCUGACUAUCGUCGUCUCCAUUGUGCACAGCAUCUUUGAGUUCUUGGCGUUCAAGAAUGAUAUCCAGUUCUGGAACAGUCGUCAGUCUUUGGAGGGUCUGUCCGUGCGCUCCAUCAUAUUUGGUGUGUUCCAGUCCCUGGUGGUACUCCUCUACAUCCUGGACAAUGAGACCAACUUUGUGGUGCAAGUCAGCGUCUUCAUCGGGCUGCUCAUCGACUUCUGGAAGAUCACUAAAGUCAUGGACGUCAGGUUGGACAGAGAGAACAAGAUUGCAGGAGUAUUUCCACGAUUGAUAUUCAAAGACAAGUCCACAUAUGUUGAGUCUUCAACUAAAAUCUAUGAUGAUAUGGCCUUUAAGUACCUGUCCUGGCUCCUGUACCCACUCUUUGGGUGUUACGCUGUUUACAGCUUAAUCUACGUAGAGCACAAAGGCUGGUACUCCUGGGUGCUCAGCAUGCUCUACGGAUUCUUGUUAACAUUCGGUUUCAUCACGAUGACGCCGCAGCUCUUCAUCAACUACAAAAUGAAAUCAGUGGCGCAUCUUCCGUGGAGGAUGCUCACCUAUAAGGCACUAAACACGUUCAUAGAUGACCUGUUUGCCUUUGUGAUCAGAAUGCCCAUGAUGUACAGAAUAGGCUGUCUUCGAGAUGAUGUAGUGUUCUUCAUCUACCUGUACCAGAGGUGGAUCUACAGAGUGGAUCCGAACCGCGUCAACGAGUUUGGCACGAGUGGAUUGGACCCCAACAGAGAGAUCUCAGCUCAGGCACCAGUGGGAGACACAGCAACCACCGCCAUCACAGAUAAACCAGAGGAGGAGAAGAAGAACGAUUAAUGUGCUUUACACUCUUUCCUGUCUACUGAAGGUGUAUCAGACAUCUUCAAAGCUGAGUUUAAUGUCUAAUCAUCAGGAAAGCGAACUGGAAUAUUGGUAUUCUAUAAAGGACACUGCGUGAAAUUUCAGUUCAUCUUUCCGCUUUUUUUUUUUUUGUAUGAGAUCAACAACAACAAAAAAACAACUCAUUUAAUGUAGAAUUCCUAAUAUUUUUCAAUCUCCCACAUUUUGCAAUCAAGGUGAAGUAAAAAUGUGAUGUACUGUAGUGUAUAUUUUUGGGUUGGUUAACACUACCAUUAUGAGGACUUCAUGAGUAAGCAAGUCCCAUUAGUGCAAAUGGGCUUUUUUUUUUUUUCUUCCCCCUUUCCUUUCCUCUGUGGAUUCCUUGUCAUGUUCUUUUCUCAUUCCAUGCCUGAGUGGUAUGUACCAGGACAGUGGUGAGUAGUGUGAGAGGAAGCAGCACAACUUCUAGAGAACAUGGGCUGCCCAACCUGUACACUACUCACUGGAGACUGUGAAUUAUUUUUUUAAGGGUUGGUGUUCUAAGCUUGAACAAAAAAAAAAAAAGCAGCCUUGUAGGUAUUAAAGUAAUUAUAUUAACGUGUUAAUAAUGAUUCAUACCAUUUUGUUUUUCAGUGUCAGUUUGUUUUAAGCCUGUACAGUCAGCUGGUGAAAUAUAAUAGUGCUGCUGACACGAGCAGGAAAUUUUGGUCAGGUUAUAUUUUUUCCCCAGUUACUUUCACGCACUCCACUCCAGCGCAGGACCAUUGUGGCGUGUUAAUGUGGCUGCAACUGUAGGCUCUGCUGCGUCAGAUAUGGGUUGAGUCAUCUGAAUAUUUUUGGGACAAAAUUUGGGCCUUCUUUGUCUUGCUUCCCCCACCCUGAAAUUGGAAUUGUUGGCCUUUUAUUUUGGUACCAUUAAAGAUUGAUCACUCAUGUUUUUAGUAAAGCGUAAGUGCAGUUUAAAGAUA
Messenger RNA from Neoarius graeffei (lesser salmon catfish), 2887 nucleotides. It is a transcript of the gene clptm1, whose product is annotated as CLPTM1 regulator of GABA type A receptor forward trafficking. Gene Ontology annotation, cellular component: membrane; endomembrane system. The transcript has 14 exons. The record is from RefSeq and is a predicted model, not a curated record. NCBI's taxonomy places the organism in Eukaryota, Metazoa, Chordata, Actinopteri, Siluriformes, Ariidae. Bases 27 to 1916 code for a protein of 629 amino acids.